This is a messenger RNA of Theobroma cacao (cacao), 3162 nucleotides long. The record is from RefSeq and is a predicted model, not a curated record. Lineage: Eukaryota; Viridiplantae; Streptophyta; Magnoliopsida; Malvales; Malvaceae.
UUUACCAGUUUCUCCUCUCUACUUUGGAGUAAUUUUAUUGGAAUUGAUGUUUGCUUGAGCAACUUUUUAUUUUAAAAACCUCUAAAAUUUGCUUCAUGUCCACUAAUUUGUUGGUUCUUCAACUCAUACCGAGAAAUGCUGUUCCUUUCCUUGCAGGUUUUCUAACUGAAGCAUAGGAGUAAAAGGUUAAAGUCUUAACAGAAGAGUUGUAAAGGAAUGUGGAUUCUGGAUUUUGGGGUUUAGAGAUUUUUGUGGACCAGAAAAGUUCUUGGUAAUGUUGUAGGGGUGUGUGUGUGUGUGUGUGAGAGAGAGAGAGAGAGAUAGAUCCAUUUGGAAAACAGAAAACGAAGAGAAUAAGAUAAACAAAUAAGGGGAGGGCGGUGGUGUCAGUUUUGAGCAAGUGGGGGUGUCUUUGGUUUUGAGAAUUAUAUAUGUUUGAGAGUGUGUGUUGUCCAUGUCUCCCUAGCUGACCCUUUCAGCCCGGAGUCCUUGCUUUCUGUUGCCAACUGAGGAAGCAAUUACUUCCUUUGGGGUCUCUUCCUAGUCAAGUGACCAGUUUGUUAAAAAUCACUCUAGCUCCAUUUAUUUCUUCUCCCUUUAUGUGGCCUCAUUUUGUGUGAAAGAUUCGGUCAUACUAAGAAAUGCACAUGAUUUCUUUUGAUCCAUCCUUCCUAACAUUGAAAUUGAAAUAUUUUUAACAUUGAGGAGCUCAGUUAGUGGAGAGUUCCUUUUGUGGUGAUUUUGGUACUGAUUUGUGCCAGUGGAAUAUUUGUAGAUUUGAGAGGAGGUGAAAUUUGGAGUGUUAGAAAGAGAAGAGAGGUUUCAAUCUUCCUUUAGCAAGAUGAAGUUUAUGAAACUGGGAUCUAAGCCUGAUUCAUUUCAGACUGAUGGAGACAAUAUCAGGUAUGUUGCAACUGAGUUGGCAACUGACUUAGUCGUUAACAUCGGGGAUUUGAAAUUCUAUCUGCAUAAGUUCCCCUUGUUAUCCAAAAGUGCACGCUUGCAGAAGCUGGUUGCAACAUCAAGUGAUGAGAACAGUGAUGAAAUCCACAUUCAAGAUAUUCCUGGUGGACCUGCUGCUUUUGAAAUAUGUGCUAAGUUUUGUUAUGGUAUGACAGUCACUCUCAACGCAUACAAUGUUGUCGCUGCUAGAUGUGCGGCAGAAUACCUUGAGAUGUAUGAAACUGUUGAGAAAGGAAACCUUAUCUAUAAGAUUGAUGUCUUCCUCAAUUCAAGUAUAUUCAGGAGCUGGAAAGAUUCCAUCAUUGUUCUUCAAACAACAAAAUCUCUACUUCCGUGGUCUGAGGAAAUAAAGGUGGUCAGCCACUGCCUUGAUUCCAUAGCUUCCAAGGCCUCCAUUGAUACUUCCAAGGUGGAGUGGUCAUACACCUAUAAUAGGAAGAAGCUCCCAUCAGAGAACGGAAAUAGUCCGCAGUGGAAUGGUGUAAGAAAACCACAAAUGGUUCCAAAGGACUGGUGGGUAGAAGAUCUUUGUGAGCUUCAUAUUGAUUUAUACAAGCGUGUGAUAACAACAAUUAAAACAAAAAGCAGAGUUUCUGGUGAUGUAAUUGGAGAAGCCCUAAAUGCAUAUGCCCUGAGAAGAUUGCCUGGAUUUAGCAAGGGUAUGGUCCAGAAUAAUGAUUUCAUAAAGUAUAGGUCGUUGGUGGAGACCAUUGUACGGCUGCUGCCCACUGAGAGAGGAACUGUUUCUUGUAGCUUCUUGCUUAGAUUAUUAAGAGCUGCAAUUUUAUUGGAUUGUGGAGAAAUGGAGAGAAAUGAGUUGAUGAGGAGAAUUGGCCAGCAGCUCCCGGAGGCAACAGUGACUGAUCUUCUGAUUCGAGCUCCAGCUGGAGAAGCAACAAUAUAUGAUGUUGACAUUGUUCACAACUUAGUUGAGGAGUUUGUGACUCACAGUUCUCAAAUUGACCCCACUGAUAAUGAAUUCCAGAAGAGUAGAAGCCCUAAGUUUGGACCAGAUGCUUGUAAAGUGUUGGUAGCAAAGCUAAUUGAUGGCUACCUUGCUGAAAUUGCACGAGAUCCAAAUUUGCAUCUGUCAAAAUUUGUCUAUCUUGCAGAAAUUGUAGCAAGCUUCUCUAGACCUUCUCAUGAUGGACUUUACCGUGCCAUAGACAUGUAUCUGAAGGAACACCCUGGAAUCAGCAAGAGUGAGAAAAAGAGAAUAUGCAGGUUAAUGGACUGCAGGAAGUUGUCAGCCGAGGCCUGUAUGCAUGCUGUGCAAAAUGAGAGGCUCCCAUUGCGUGUUGUUGUGCAAGUCCUCUUCUUUGAGCAAGUGAGGGCUACAGCAUCAGCUGGCAACAGCACACCUGAUCUUCCAGGGUCCAUUAGAGCCCUACUCCCUGGUGGGUCUCAUGGCAGCUCAAGGUCCACUACAACCAACAAUGAAGAGGAUUGGGAUUCUGUGCCAACAGCCGAGGAUAUCAAGGCUUUGAAAGGGGAGCUUGCUACUCUAAGAUUAGGCAGUAGUGGGACUGAUAGAAACGGAAAUGAUGCUGCUAAAAGUGAUGCCGAAAAGAUUGCUGCUAAUAGAAUGAAAGGUUUGGUCAUGUCAAAGAUCUUCUCAAAACUUUGGUCAAGUAAGGAAAGACACGGUGAAAUUAGCAGCUCUGACACAUCAGAGAGCCCUGGAUCAGUCAAUGCAGAAGAAACAAAGUCCACCCCAUCCAGAAGUAGGAGACAUUCACUAUCUUAGUUCAGGAUGUGCUUAGCAGAAUCGGAAGCAUGCCUUGUUCGGCUUUGUAAAAUUGUCUCAAAAUGACGGUAGGAGAUUAGAACCCUCUGACUUUUUUCUAGCUGGUUUACCACUUGGAUUUUUCGAGCAAAUGGAAUGAGGCAAUAUCGAAUAGCACGGGGAUGGUUUUGUAAGAGAGAUUCACUGUCGCAUAUCGUUCCCUGAGCGGUGGAGGCUCUAGGUUGUUCAUUGUUGCAACAAGUGAAAAAGCAAAAAUAAAAUUAAAAAUGAAGGGCUGCUAAGUUUCUUAACCAAAGUUCUGGUAUCAUGUUAAGGUAUCCAAUCAAAAACCAAAAUAGGAUCCCAAGUUUGCAACAAUUCCAAAUUAAGCUGAUCUGACAUAAUGCUACUUUUCAAGUCAUGGAUGGUUGGAUCAUUACUUUGUAUAAUCACUUUUUCUGAGUUUGGAAUUC